AUUUGCAAAGUCGACCGUCUACAGCCACCGCACCGAUAACCGGCUCUUGCCACGAAAGAACCUUGAUCCAACUGUUAUCUACAUACUGAAGAAGUGUCCGCGCCACGACGUUUCGUUGCAGCGGCAGUUAAACGAGAGCCGCUUGUAACGUCCUUGUCUGACGAGGAAGGACACUCCGAGAGAGACAUAACCGGUUGCGCGGUGCAUGUUUACUACGCUUGUGUCGCGGCAUCUGCGCCCCACUGUUUUGGUCAGAAGUAUGUCGAAGGCAACGCGAGAAGUUAUAACGUCGGAGCAUGCUCCCAAAGCCUUUGGACCGUACAGCCAAGCCAUUCGGGUCGGCGAUACCAUGUAUGUGUCCGGCCAGAUCGGUGCGGAUCCAAGCACGAGCAAGUUGGUUCCGGGUGGAAUUGCAGCUGAGACGAGGCAGGCCCUGACAAACUUGACCAAAGUGCUGGAGGCUGGCCGUAUGUCUCUGAAGUGCGUUGCAAAGUGCACGGUGUACCUUGGGAACAUGAAUGACUUCCAGGAAAUGAACAAGGUCUACGCCGAAUUUUUCACAGAAAAACAGCCAGCUCGUGCUGCAUUUCAAGUGGCCAAGCUUCCUCUGGAAGCCUGCGUUGAGAUAGAGGCGAUUGCAGUCGACGCGGAGCCGUUGAUACCUGGAAGAUCUCUUGCCAAACUCCAGGCUAUCCGUGUCGGCGACACCCUCUACGUAUCCGGCCUAAGGGGCAUCGAUCCACAAACUGGCAAAGUCAUCGCAGGUGGCUUCGCGGAGCAGACGCGACAGCUUCUUCGCCAAGACGGCGGCGGCUCCAGGCCCGGCGUGCAGAGAGGCGUGGACGAAGCCGAUGGCCGUGGUGGCUCCGAAGGACCACGUCACCGCGGUCCACAUGUCCACGAAGUACAUGAGUGGCAGCGCCACCGCCACGGCCAGCAUCAGCCUGUGGUUCUUGCCGCCGAUCAUCGUGGUCUCGGUGCCCCAGAUGGUCGCGCGGUCCCCUUCCUCGUGGAGCUUGAGCGCUGCGCAGACCAGCACAACCGCGGCGACGGCCAACACCAGCGUCACUUCGCCAGUGACGUUGAGCGCCAGGACGGCGAGCAACAGGGCGAAGUAGUUGCCGCGAAAGGCGUCCAGGUUCGAGGAGAGACGAUCGACGAACUCCUUGAAAGACCUCGGAGGCGAAACUUUCCCGGGGUCCAAGCAGACGCUCCACGGCUGGGCGCGGUUGAACUGCUCACAGCACCAGAAGAUGAUGGUACGGCUCAGAGACUCGGGAUCAUGCCAGAAGCGAAAACGGUCAUCAACACACCUACCGCCCCGGCAGCCAUAGGACCAUACAGCCACGCUGUUCGUGUGGGCAACACCGUGUACGUGUCUGGACAGGUGGGCUCGCACCCAGGCACGAAUAAAUUCGACUCCGGCGUCGCCGCACAGACGAGACAGACCCUCAUCAAUCUUGGAAACAUACUCAAGGCAAGCGGGAUGAACCUCGAUAACGUCGUAAAGUGCACGGUCUACCUGGCGUCAAUGGACGACUUCAGGGACAUGAACAAAGUCUACGCGGAAUUUUUCCAGAAGGACUUCCCAGCGAGAGCUGCUUUCCAGGUGGCAAAACUACCAGAGAAUUCACUGGUUGAAAUCGACGCCAUUGCAGUAGACUUCGCCGCCUGAAAGCGAGACGGUGAUGGUACACAGCCUUUGAAGUCACGGAGCUCUACCUGCUAUAAUAAAGUGUACUAAAGAUGUCUUCGUGUA
Molecule: messenger RNA, 1759 nt
Organism: Rhipicephalus sanguineus (brown dog tick)
Lineage: Eukaryota; Metazoa; Arthropoda; Arachnida; Ixodida; Ixodidae
Exons: 14
Coding region: 206-1675 (489 amino acids)
Cellular component (GO): cytosol
Molecular function (GO): deaminase activity
Source: RefSeq, a predicted model, not a curated record